GACGCCUACACGCGUGCAGAGUUUAUAUACUCUGCCUGCACAAGCGGGGAAACCCUGAACAAUGGAUGUUCAAGAAAGAGCAGCUCAACUGGAGAUUUCCACCCGAAACCCUCAAGAGGACUUUGAACUUUUGCAGCGUGUUGGCGGAGGGACCUAUGGGGAAGUCUAUAAGGCAAGGAAGAGAGAGUCGGGAAAACUGUCUGCCAUCAAAAUUGUCAAAAUGGAAGCAGAUGAUGAUUGCGUGGCUAUCCAACAAGAGAUCGUGAUGGUGAAAACCUGCAAACAUCCGAACAUCGUCGCGUACUACGGGAGUUACAUCCGGUUUAAGAAGCUGUGGAUUUGCAUGGAAUUCUGCGCAGGAGGAUCCCUCCAGGACAUCUAUCAAGUCACGGGCCCCUUGUCGGAGCUACAGAUUGCCUAUAUCUGCCGGGAAACCUUACAAGGUUUGUCUUAUCUUCACAAACAAGGCAAGAUCCAUCGAGAUAUAAAGGCCCAAGCCCUCAUAUAUUUUGUCAGCCCGCAGUCACAAAAUGAGGUAGAAAAGUUGAAAGAGCAGUUUGUAAACAUUGGAACUCCAAAUAGAAAAGGACCCCGGAGUCUGGGCAUUGGGAAUAUUGUGUUGUGCACCUUUGGGACAUUAUCCCCUUCGUCUUCUGCUCUUGUUCCAGUCCCCAGGGUGGAACCCAACCAACCGUCUUCGCUUUUCUUUUCCCAGCACCAGUUUGUAGCCCAGGCAGGGCUCACGCAGAGGCUGACCCUUGACCUCUUGGAGAAAGUACACAAUCCUGACCAGCUCCCCAGAGGUGAGGCAGAAGAAGAGGAACAAGAGUUGCCUCCACCUCCAGUGCCGCGAAGGAUUCACUCCAGCCAGCGGCAGGGCGUGACUUCUCCAGGAUAUGCUGGUGCCCAAGAGCAUAAUUUCAGCCCUACUUUACGAAGAAGGCAAACUCUGGGAUCUUCAAGCUCUAUGGAGAUCAUGCUAGAUCCAGGCUACAGUACGAUGGACAAACUUGGUGGUGAAUUCAGCAGCAGGAAGAGUGUAACUGAUUCGGACGACUACGAUGAUGUGGAUAUCCCCAGCAGACCAGACCUAAUCAGGGAUGCUCAGCCUGUCGAUCUUCCACCCCCGCUACCUCCCAAGCCGAGAGUUUGUCUCCCCUCGGACGAAACGGCAGUGGCUCGAUCCCGCAACCGCUUUCCUGCAAAAUCCCUAGUCCGGGGACGCUGUUCCAGUGGUCCCAUCCUGAGUUGGCCCUCGCCACAAAGUAGUUCUGAGAGAGCCGAGGCCUUCCACCUCACAGCCAAAUCCGUCCCAGAACUGCGUUCGGAUCCCUUAGAUGAGAUGCCGCCCAGCCUUCCCCCUAAGAUGGAGAGGAGACCGAAACUGGACAGGGCCCUCUUCAAGAAAGUCUUCAACGAGUGUCCCUUGCGCCUCACCUCGGCCACCGCCUGGACCCAUCCGCACACCAACGAGCUGCACUUAAUUCUGGGGGCUGAAGAAGGAAUCUUCGCCUUGAACCGGAAGGAGGCGGAACCCGCUCUAGAACUGCUUUAUCACAGCCGAACGACGUGGGUCUAUUGCAUGGGGAAUGUUCUCAUGUCACUUUCAGGCAAGGUACCCCAACUCUUUUCCCACAAUUUACUCAGUCUGCACGAGCAGAGCAAGAGAGACCAGCGCCUGGGAGUAUCCCUUUCUCCACACCGACUAUUACCCAGGAAAAACAUCAUCACCACCAAGAUCCCCGACACGAAGGGAUGCCAGAAAUGUUGCACAGCCAAGAACACCCAGAACAGUUGCCACUUCCUCUGCGGAGCCUUGGAGGCAGGGGUUGUUCUCCUCCAAUGGUAUGAACCCAUGCAGAAAUUCAUGCUGGUCAAGUACUUUGAUUUUCCCCUGCCUCCCUUGCUGCCCAUCUUCGAGAUGCUGAUAAACCCUGAUGAGGAAUAUCCGGUGGUCUGCAUUGGUGUGAGCAAGGGCCCCCCGGGACAAGCUGUGCAGUUCCAAGUCAUUAACCUCAAUUCCUUAACCUCCUGGUUUAUCAGCGACAAAAGCGAACCUUCCUGCUGUGGCUUCGUCCAGGUGACUCAGUUGGAUAACAAGACAGUGAUGGUUUUGAUGGAUGGAUGCAUCCAGUUUGUCAGUCCCCGAGGAGCACUGCUUGGAUCUCCACCAAAACUCACCUUCGACGUAGCUGUGGAGUCAGUCGCACUGGUGCAGAACUGCGUGCAUGCAUUUUGGCGCCAUGGUGUGCAGACACGGCCGCUUGGAUCAGGGCAGGUAGCACAGAAGCUGCAGGAUCAACGGUGGACCUUCCGCCUACUGGGAGCCUCCAGCACCAUUGUGUUAGAGACGCGACCAGUGAAUAAUCCGAAUUCCACCAGCAAUCUCUAUGUGCCGGAAUGAUGACAGUUCAACCUCAACCUGCAGGUUGCUCAGAUUGACCAUUUCCCACCCUCUGGAACCGAUUCCUCAAAGAAGAACGAAUGACGGGGAAAGGGACUCCAUCUUCAGGGCUGCCCAGGAAACUGGCAAGACAGGGCUGGAAGUGGGAAACUGUCCAGCCCAACUCCUCAGUAGCUUCACCCCGAAGCACCAAGGGACACCAAUGCCUUGGUUUUAUGCUUCUCCUUACAUAUGUUCAGUUUUUGUUUCCCAUAUGUACCUUCUCCUCUGAAAGAUGUAUCUCGGUGUGCAUGUAUGUAUCUGUGAACAUCCAGGAUGUGGCUAAGUUGUGUAUGGCCAGAUCCUGCCUGAGUAGCGGUUACCCCCCAGGAUGUUGUGGGUGCCCCAUCACUGGAGGCUUUCAAGAAGAGAUCGGA
Messenger RNA from Notechis scutatus (mainland tiger snake), 2820 nucleotides. The record is from RefSeq and is a predicted model, not a curated record. NCBI's taxonomy places the organism in Eukaryota, Metazoa, Chordata, Lepidosauria, Squamata, Elapidae.